Molecule: messenger RNA, 2242 nt
Organism: Oncorhynchus gorbuscha (pink salmon)
Lineage: Eukaryota; Metazoa; Chordata; Actinopteri; Salmoniformes; Salmonidae
Product: neural cell adhesion molecule 2-like
Exons: 14
Coding region: 140-2242 (700 amino acids)
Biological process (GO): cell adhesion
Cellular component (GO): membrane
Molecular function (GO): protein binding
Source: RefSeq, a predicted model, not a curated record
CAUCGUGUCAUCCCAGCGUGUGGCCCUGCACACCGGGGAGGACAGCUCCAGGCUGACCAUCUACAAUGCUGUGGUGGAGGACGCGGGCAUCUACCGCUGCCAGACCACCGAUGCCCAGGGACAGACACAGGAGGCCACCAUGGUGCUGGAGAUGUACCAGAAGCUGACAUUCCGCGACGUGAGGUCCCCCCAGGAGUUCCGCCACGGCGAGGCGGCAGAGGUGGUGUGUGAUGUCAUCGCCUCGCCGGCACCCGCGGUCUCUUGGUUCUACCAAAAGGGCUUCAAGAGCAUGGAGAUCACAGAGGAGCACUACAGCAGGUUCCAGGUGCUGCCCAACAACAACCUGCAGAUCCACAAGGUGACUAAGGCGGACGAGGGCGUGUACCGCUGCGAGGCGCGAGUGGAGGCCCGCGGCGAGAUCGACUUUGUUGACAUCGAGGUGGUGGUGAAUGUUCCUCCUGUGCUGUCGAUACUACAGCAGUCAUUCAAUGCCACAGCGGACUACCAGGAGUCAGUGACUUUCACCUGCGUCACAUCGGGAUCCCCCGACCCCGAUGUCACCUGGCACAGGAAGGGCCAGAGGUUGGAGAGGUCGGAGCAGUAUGUCCUCAACACCAUGGAGGGAGGCAGGAGUACCCUGACCAUCCGCAACAUCAUCCAAGGGGACGGGGGCGGCUAUACCUGCCGAGCCACCAACAAGGCCGGGGCGGAGGAGAGGGAGCUCUUCCUCAAAGUGUUCGUCCAGCCACACAUCACCCAGCUGCGUAACGUGACAGCGGUAGAGGGCAGCGCCGCCAUGAUCUCCUGCGUGGCCGAGGGUGAGCCGCUGCCUGAGAUCUCCUGGAGGAGAGCCAACGAUGGUCGGGGCUUCACCGACGGAGACAAGAGCCAAGAUGGACGUAUGGAUGUGCGGGGCCGCCAUGGCAAGUCCAUGUUGACCAUCAGUGGGGUGAAGCUGACUGACUUGGGACGUUUUGACUGUGAGGCCCUCAGCAGGAUCGGGGGCCACCAAAAGAGCAUGUUCCUCGAUAUAGAGUACAUGCCCAAGUUCCAGACCAACCAAACCAUCUUUUACUCGUGGGAGGGCAACCCGGUGAACAUCAGCUGUGACGUCAAAUCCAACCCGCCCGCCACCAUGCUAUGGAGGAGAGAACGCCUCACCAUCUCGGCCGAAGGCACUGCCAACACACGUGUCCACACAAUCGACGGCAAGUCCCUGCUAGAGGUCACCCCAGUGUCCGACAGGGAUUUCGGACGCUACAACUGCACGGCACGUAACAACAUCGGAGCGAAAUACCAGGAGUUCAUCUUGGCCCAGGCAGACGUGCCCUCGAACCCGUACUCGGUGCGCUUGUCGGCCGUGUCGCAGCGCAUCGCCACGGUGACAUUCAUGAAACCCGACUCACAUGGCGGUGUACCCAUUGGCCACUACCUGGUCAACUACAAGGAUAUGGGCUCGCAGGACUGGAGAGACGUCAAGUCUCAUGGUGUCCAGACGAUAGUACUGCUGACAGGCCUAGAGCCCAACACCACCUACGAAGUGCGAGUGGCUGCAGUCAAUGGGAAGGGCCAGGGGGAGUUCAGCCAUACGGAGUCCUUCCAGACUCUACCCAUACGUGAGCCCAGCCCCCCGGCAGUGCAUGGCCAGAGAGGGAUGGGGAAGGCCUACCGGCUGGGCCUUGUCAAGCAAGAUGACGGGGGCAUGCCCAUCGUGGAAUACAUUGUCAAGUACAAGACGGACAAGGAGGAGCAGUGGAUGACGAAUCUGGUGUCGGGGCAGCAAGACUUUGCCCUGCUGCAGCCGCUGCAGUGGAACACGCGCUAUGAGGUGGAGAUCACGGCUCGCAACGUCAAGGGCCUCUCGGAGCCCACCUUUUACCAGUUCUUCAUGCCCCAGAAACCAGACAUCAUAGCAGACUCCCUGUUCAGCGGCCUGGGGCUGGGGCCUGUGGUGGGCCUGGGUCUGGUCGUACUCCUCCUGGUCCUCGUGGUGGUGGACGUCAGCUGCUACUUCCUGCGCCAGUGCGGCCUGCUCAUGUGUAUCACGCGCAAGCUCUGCAGCAAGAAGACGGCCACCAGCGGCAAGAGCAAGGAGAUGGAGGAGGGCAAGGCCGCCUACCUGGGCGAUGGGUCCAAGGAUCCUAUCGUUGAGAUGAGAACGGAAGAGGAGAGAAUAACUAACCACGAUGGGAGCCCAGUGCACGAACCCAACGAGACUACACCUCUCACAGAGCCAGAGUAA